CGCGGAUAUAAAUAGAGACGCUCGAGACAGCUUUGGCGCAUCGGGUGGCCUUUUGGCUUGGAUGUAGCAGCGGCUCGCGUUGGAAAGCAUGGCUCCCAGUAACCUCAAGGAAGAGGAGAGAUUGCCGGUGAAGGAAAAGAAUAAGCUAAGGAAGCCGGUGGUGGAGAAGAUGCGCCGCGACCGCAUCAACAGCAGCAUCGAGCAGCUCAAGGUCCUCCUGGAGAGGGAAUUCCAGAGGCACCAACCCAACUCCAAGCUGGAGAAAGCAGACAUCCUAGAAGUAGCGGUCAGCUACCUGAAGCAGCAGCAUCAAAUGCAACGGAAUGUGUCCGGCCCGAAAAGCCCAGAAUUUGACUUCAACACCGGCUACCUCCGCUGCUUGAGAGAGGCGUUGCAUUUCCUGUCCUUGUGCGAACCCAAAAAGGAAGCCCAAGCAAGGCUGCUGAAGCAUUUCUGCAAGGUCCAGGUGACGGUCGACGGAAGAGCGCCGAACGCUGCUCUCACGCGCUGCUACGCGCCGCCGUCUCCGUGUCCGAAACCUCCGUCCGGGAAGAAUCCACCAAACGUGACGGCCACUAUCUGGAGACCCUGGUAGUUGGGUGGACUUUCCUACUCAUGAUCUGCAAACCCAGAGGGUUCUUUGACUCCAAAGCCCCUCUUUUAACAGUAGGAAACAUUUGGUUUCCAUAGGAGGAGGAGGAGGUGGUGGUGGGGAUGGUGGUUUCUUCUCUAGCGAGAAAGGUUCGCAUCCGCUGAGUUGUUUUCCUUCACAGUGAAGGGUUGUAUCUGCAUCUUGCAGUAGGUGGUCUGCUCGUAUGAGCAACACAAGAGGACCUCUUCCUUCCCAAGGCCAAAAGCAAGACCAAAUUCAGUUGGUUUCCAAACAUCGUUGUCAAAGGCCUGAAGGAACUGGACUCUUGUUCGUAGGUGUCCCUCUGUUAUAUCCCAGCGACCUUUGACCCCGGGUUUGCCUUUGACCAGGAUGAGGAAUAUGUUGAUAUUUCUCCACGCUCA
Anolis carolinensis (green anole) is the source of this 1014-nucleotide messenger RNA. RefSeq names its product transcription factor HES-5-like. Gene Ontology annotation, cellular component: nucleus. Lineage: Eukaryota; Metazoa; Chordata; Lepidosauria; Squamata; Anolidae. Bases 89 to 595 code for a protein of 168 amino acids. Gene Ontology annotation, molecular function: protein dimerization activity; DNA-binding transcription factor activity, RNA polymerase II-specific; RNA polymerase II cis-regulatory region sequence-specific DNA binding. Gene Ontology annotation, biological process: regulation of transcription by RNA polymerase II; regulation of neurogenesis; anterior/posterior pattern specification. The transcript is spliced from 3 exons. The record is from RefSeq and is a predicted model, not a curated record.